Messenger RNA from Miscanthus lutarioriparius, 1401 nucleotides. NCBI's taxonomy places the organism in Eukaryota, Viridiplantae, Streptophyta, Magnoliopsida, Poales, Poaceae. The record is from the annotation of a GenBank genome assembly.
AUGGCGGAGAUCGCCGAAGCGGGCCGUCAUGGGAAGCUGCCGGAGGAGCCGCGCGCCCACCGCAUGGUCUGUAAACACGCAUUCUCCUUCUCACCCGUGUACGCUGAGAAUGCUCCGACAAGACUUCCUUUCCACGAACUGAUAGUUGGUGUUGGAAUGAAAGCAUGCCAUGUGUUUCAAUUCAUCCUUCGGCUUGCCUUUGUUCUCUCAGUUUGGCUCAUGAUUAUCCCGUUCAUUACCUAUUGGAUAUGCCGGUUAACAUUUGUGAGAAGUCUUGGUGAAGCACAAAGGCUGUUCCUCAGUCACAUCAGUGCUCAGUUGAUCCUUAGUGAUUGCCUUCAUGGGUUCCUUCUCUCAGCUAUCAUUGUCCUUGUAUUUCUCGGAGCCACCUCAUUACGGGACUACAUAAGGCAUUUGCGUGAACUUGGUGGACAUGAUGCUGAGAGGGAUGAUGGAGGCCGUGAAAGGCAUGGUGCUCGGGCUGUCAGGAGGCUAGCUGGUCCUAAUAAUAGGGUUCCUGCAGAUGGAAAUAUUGAUGAAUUAGCAGAAGCCCAAGGAAUUGGUCCCGGUGAACUUCUGAGGAGGAAUGCUGAAAAUGUUGCUGCUCGAUUAGAACGACUUGAGGCUCAGGUUGAGCAGAUGCUUGAUGGUCUAGAUGACGCAGAUGGUGCAGAGGACGUUCCUUUUGAUGAACUUGUUGAUUACCACUGCUUCUCCAACCCCAACAGAAGACCCACCCACCACACCCGCACCACCAUAUACUUACUCAUCGACGCAACCCACCACGAACACAUCUACUUAUCGCACAUCAAGCGAGCGCAGGAGCUAGCUCAGGCGCGCGAGAGAUGGAGAAGGAGGCGGCGGCGCAGGCGCAGGUGCAGUGGCAGGGCGUGGUGGAGGCCACUCUGCCGUCGACGCCAGCCUCAGCGGCGUGGCCGCACAUCGCCAGCUUCUGCGCGCUGCACCGGUACCUCCCGAGCAUCGACGUGUGCGAGCUCGCGGAGGGGAGACGGCCGGCACGGGUGCGUCCGCUACGUGGCCUCGCUCGCGCCGGGCACUACCACCGGGGAAGUCGGCAUCUGGGCGCGGGAGAAGUUGCUGGAGAUCGACGACGACGCCCGCCGGCUCGCGUACUCUGUCGUCGGCAGCAGCAUGGGGCUCGGCAGCUACGUCGCCACUAUGAGCAUCAUCGUCGGUGACCAGGAGGAGGAGGAGGCAAAGGAACCGGGGUGCAGGCUGGUGUGGGCGUUCGAGUGCGACCCCGUGCAGGGGUGGACCUGGGACGGGCUCCUCGGCUACCUCGACGGCGGCGUCAAGGCCAUCGCCGCGCGGAUGGAGGAAGCCCAUGCCGCCGCCAGCGCCAGUGCCGGAGGAGACGGCGUCGUCGUCGUCGCUGCUUGA